Molecule: messenger RNA, 1991 nt
Organism: Stereum hirsutum FP-91666 SS1
Lineage: Eukaryota; Fungi; Basidiomycota; Agaricomycetes; Russulales; Stereaceae
Exons: 3
Coding region: 50-1612 (520 amino acids)
Biological process (GO): inositol phosphate biosynthetic process
Cellular component (GO): nucleus
Molecular function (GO): inositol-1,3,4,5,6-pentakisphosphate 2-kinase activity; ATP binding
Source: RefSeq, a predicted model, not a curated record
CUUCCUGCUCUCAUUCCCUAUUUGCGUCAUUUUCUACCAUCGACCAGAAAUGACAGGAACCGUCCCGACCAACCUCGAUAUCUCGGACACCAAGGUAACAGACUGGAAAUACGUUGCCGAAGGCGGCGCCACCAUCGUCUUUGCCUACAUUGGACCUCUGCACCCAUUCUUCACUGGAACAGUCCUUCGUCUCCGAAAGAUCAAGCAUCAUAAAUCCCAUCCCAAUGAUCCUGAGAAACCAACUGUAUCUCCGAGUUCGUUUCAUGGGAGAGGUGAAGAGGGAAUAGGGGCAGAGGGAGAGGGAGCUGGAGCGCAGCAUGCAGAAGACGAAGAGCCGGAUGAUCCAAUGAUUGCAUUCCAGGAGCAAGUUAUCGGAAGGCUUAUACCUGAGCAGUUCUUGGUAAACCUCAGAGUCGUGAAGUUGGAUCGAGAGUGGUUAACAGGGUUUGCCGACUAUCAUGAUGGACCAGGAAUCGAAGAAUCCGGUGAGGAAGGCGGAGGAGGUGCACGUCCCGCAUCGAGGAAGAACGUCGACGGUAUUGAUGUAGGCAGGCAGAAGGGUGUGUUGGCGGAUAAUUUGGUUGGUGGAGAGGGGAUGUGCACGAUUGAGAUCAAGCCAAAAUGGGGUUUCCUUCCCUCUCCGACUCACCUCUCCGAUACAACUCUUCCCAUCAAAUCUCAAACCUGCCGCACCUGCAUGCACAACUCCCUCCGCCUCUACAAGGGCCACCCCGCCGCAUCCAACUUCUGUCCUCUCGACCUCUAUUCCGGCGACGAAAGCCGCGCGAGGAGAGCGCUGGAGGGGUUAUGGGACGAUUGGAUGCGGAGCGAAGGGAAGAUCAAUAAUCUGAGGGUGUUUGCUGAGGGUAGAGUUGUCAGGCCUGGGGUGGAGGAUGACAUGAGAAAGUGGGCGGAAAAUAUGAUUGGUUGGGCAGGUAUGGGCUAUGGUGCCAGCGGCAGGAUGGACAUCUGGACCAUGAAGGAGCAGUUCAUGAAUCUUUUACUUCCCGUUAUACUGGCCACACCGGUCUUCCGACUUCUCGCCACACUCCAGCGCACACUGGAUCCGCUAGACCGCGAAGGCUACGUCGCCCUCCGCCAAUUCGUUCAAUCGACCACCUCCACUGAGGCUUCCGCCUCGCCUACUUCACCGGAGUAUUCUGCUCUUCAGGCUACGGAGACCGAGCCCGAUCUCAACGAAUGGAGGUCAUUCGUGGAUGCUUACCUUUCCGCUCAUGAUGCGAUGGAUCUUCACUCGCCAACGUCGUCAAUGGAGUCGCUGAGAUAUUAUACGUUGGCGUAUAUGCUUUCUGCGACUUUCAAAGAUUGCUCGGUCGUCGUCCGGAUCCUUCCGCCCUCUCAAUCAGUCUCUCUUCCUUCUUCGGCGACGCUCUCUCCACCUCUACAAUCCUCGAAUACCACGGAGGCCUCUGAGAAGACUAUCGGUGGUAAUGGGGGCAUGGAGAGAAUGGUGCAGGUGAAAGUGAUUGAUUUGGACCCGAAGACGGUGAAGAAGAUCACGCAAUGGGAAAGGUUGGACGAGGAGAUCGUGGAGGCAUAUGCGAAUGUGCCGGUCGAUGAGCGGAAGGUUUGUCAGGACUUCAUUCGGUGAGGUCUGCAUGGUAUAGCUUUAUCCAACGAUGUAUUAUGUUCACAUUUUUGUAUCUCUCAUUGACUUCAGAGGCUUAUUUAUGAGUAUCUACGAGACUUUGCAACUGAUCCGUGUCCCUGUGUGCAUGUGUGCGAUCGUUUCCAUGGGCCACAAAGUUCCAGAGCGUGCAUGUGGCGGCGAGCUUGCGAAUCUAAGCGCCGCUUCUAACCAUCAUAUAGGCGCGACACCCGUUCCAUGUCUUCUCCCAAACCGACUCCACCAGUACUUCACCCUCUAGUAGCAUGUCUACUGCUCAAAGCGUUCAACUGGAGACGGUCCCUCGCCUUGACCCAUCUAGUAAUCCCAUGCCAGCCUAUUUCAAACCAAUAGAGGACAGCUG